UCAGGCGCGUUUGCGUUCUAGGUCUAGGAAAUCAUCUCUCAUCAUGGCACGCAAGAAAACUAGACAGCAGGAUCCCAAUGAUUCAUCGGACUCGGGUGAUGGCAAUGGGGGAGGACAAGGCUCAGCCAACCCAUGCGCCUGCAAGCACAUAGCAAGAGCUGUACAGUUAGGAGUAGUAAAGAAAAAAUUGAAAGGCGGAAUCAGAACAUCAUGCGAUACAUGUGCCAAACAGACAAAGAAUGCCAAUAUUGUUCCUGAUGUUUCCUUAUGUAAUGAAAAUGAGUUAAGUGAUUCAAAUUGGACCUAUUGGUUCUGUCUUGCGUGCGCACACGUUGGUUGUGGACGCGGUCAGCACAAGCAUGCUAUUGCUCAUUUUAAUACACCUCGCUCAGAGCAGCAUGAUUUAGUUGUGGAUAUAGAGUCAUGGAACGUAUGGUGUUAUACUUGUGAACAGAAAAUGGCAUUUAACUCAACAAAAAAGUUGCAGGAAUGUGUUGAGUAUGUUCGGCGGCACAUACAGACAUCUAAAUCUGUUGAAUCUUCUUCAGUUCAAAGCCCUAAUUUAGUUAAUGUUUCUCAAGCUGAGUCUACUGCUGCAAAUAGCUCAACAGCUACUGCUGUAAAUGACAAGGAUGUUAAAGUGAGAACAAAUGUGCCCGUUGGUAGUUCUAAAAUUGCAGCCAAGCCAAUCAAAGUUAGGGGUCUCAUGAAUCUGGGAAACACUUGCUUUUAUAACUCAGUGCUUCAAUGUUUGAGUGUCACUCCUUAUCUAACCAAAGUUUUGGAGAGGCUUACUUGUAGUGGGGAAGAAUUUACUCUACCAGGAGAUGCCAAAUCAGAAGAUUUUAAGGCUCCUGCUGUCCUUGGACAGCUUGGGGAUUCUGGAGCAAUAACACUUGCACUUUUAUCUACAUUACUGGAUAUGAGAAGUCCUGACCUGCAUGCAGACACAAUUCGACCACAAAAACUUUUAAAACAAGUUCAAGAUUCUUUUUCCCAAUUUCGUGGAAAUGAACAGCAUGAUGCUCAUGAGCUCUUGCGACAUCUUCUAGAAGGUGUCCGAUCAGAUGACCUUAAGCGUUUUCAACGAGUAAUUUUGGAACAACAUGGAAUUUUUGGAUCUGUGAAGAAUGGUGUUGAUGAUCAUGUUAAGAAAAGAAUGAAAUUGUAUGGCCAACAACUGCAAGAUUUUAUUUUGGGGGUAGAAGGCAUCUUUAAAGGACAGUUAGUAAGCAUUGUUGAGUGCCAGGACUGCAAACACCAUUCAACUCGGUUUGAGAGUUUUCUUGAUCUAAGUCUUCCAGUUAUGGAAGAUAAGCCUUUACCACCGAUGAGGAAAAGAGAACAGACUGAGAGCAUUGUUAGUGACAGUGGUCCUUCCAAAUAUCAAGCCAAAAAGCAGAAAAAAGCAGCAAGGAAAAAUAACAAAUUACAGAAGUACAGAAGGAAUGAGAAAAUGGAUGGGUGUCUCACCAUUUUAGAGGAAACAGCGAAAGCACCUGAUGGCCUAGAAUCUGAAGAGAGCGAUGCUGAUGUCGAAGAUAAUGUAGAACAGGAUACUGCUGACCCAGCAGAGGGCAGAGAAGUGGUGGUGGAGUCGGGGUAUAGCUCUGAAAAACAAAACACCGGAGAAUCUGAUGGAACAAGCCCUUCAAUCACUACUGGCAAUGAGGAAGCUGAAGAGAUUGUGGGGAAAGUGGAUGCAACUUCUCCUCCCGCACCGGCCUCUCCUGAUGUGUCUGCCACUGCUUGUUUUUCUCCUUCAGCACCUGCAUCCCCAACUGUUUCCACGUCACCAGUUGCACCUGAGUCUCCCACAGCCCCUGUCUCGGCAUGCGCCUCAAGCUCUCCCAGCCCCAUCAUGCGGCAGAGGACAAGUGUAUCUGUUGAGGAUUGGUCCACCUUUCACACUCCUGAGCAUGUUUGUUUGGGCAGCCCUUGUACUUACAACUGCAAAGCUAACGGCGAGAUGAGAUGUUUCACUCCAAUUGACGAGGAACUUCGAAUAACUAUUCCCGAGAGUGGUGAGGGCUCAAUUCACAUCUCACCCGUAAGUCAUUCUGAGCGGCCAGUGUCUCGCCGCGGCUACUUUCCUGGUGACAAUUGUACAGAAGGGGGUGUGGCACCCGACUUUACUCCAGAACUCGAAAACAGGCUAUUGUCUUUGUGCCUAAAUGACAAUCAAGAUUGCUCACCAGAGAAUGCAAUCAAAGCUGAAAAGACGUUUGAUCUGUGUGAAAAUGCAGAAAGCCUACAAAGUAUAAAAGAAGAGAAUGGCAAUGACACCGAUGACCUGGAGCAAAAAUCUAGCCUUGCGCAUGACCAUGAUGGAAACAUUGAACCUAUCGGUGAAACCUUCAAAGUUGGAGAUGCCAUUGAACGCAAAGAUGAUGUGAGUGACUGGUGUAAGACAUUGGCUCCCAGGCACCAGUCUGAAGAGGGAGAUUGUUCUGUAACAUCUUGUCUUAACCAAUUCACAUCACUUGAACUUAUGACUGGGAACAACAAAGUUGGCUGUGAUGCUUGUACACAAAAGCAAAAUAAAGGUUCCGAGGGGAAAACAGUCUAUACUAAUUCAACUAAACAGUUACUUAUUAGUUCACCCCCACCUGUGUUAAUUUUACAUCUUAAACGCUUUAUGAUGGAGAACUUCAGGUUCAAGAAGCUGCAGCGUUUUGUCAGUUUUCCUAAAGACCUUGAUAUUGCUUCGUUCUGUUCCACUAAGAGCAAGGAUACUCCCUCCAUUGGAGAGUCACAAACAGAAGUUCAAUAUUCCCUAUUUGGAAUUGUAGAACACACUGGGUCCUUAAACACAGGGCAUUAUGUUGCUUACAUAAAGAUCCGUUCUGACCUUGAAGAAAAUGAUCCACGGUGGGCCUACUUACCUCUCACUCGAGACUUUGUAUAUCCACAUGUUGAUAGUUCUGUCAAGGAAUCCACAAACAAGGGUAAUAUUGAAGAGAAGUGGUACUCCAUAAGUGAUUCCAGGGUAGUUGAAAUUGCGGAAGCCAAAGUUUUAAAAGUGCAAGCUUACCUUUUAUUCUAUGAAAGAAUUGUGUAAAAAUUCAUAUUUUUUUGAAAUUUGUAAGUUAAGGUGAAUCAAUGUACAAGUUCCUCUACCUUGUUAAAACUAUCACAAAACUGUGUAGACGGAGAUACACUGGAAGUUAGCCAUUGAACUAUCAGCUACUUAAGCCAUGUAAAUCAAAAGAUUUAGAUUUCUAUCUAAAAUUUUUCAUGAUUGGUAGCAUUCCUGAUCUUGGUUCCAUUGUAUCUUGUAUUCCAAUACAUAGUAGAGUACGCAUUGUCAACAAUUAUCUGUGAUAUUCUGUGCUGUUGAUUCUGUUAAUAUAGGUAUAUUGGUGAUUUAUUAAGUUUUUCUGGUGAAUUUUUAUUACUUCUAUAUGUUUUACAUCUUCUCUUUGUUUAAAAAUCUAGACAGUCAAUUUCUCUCUUGGUUUAUUAGCACUCCUUGCAAGUAAAAAAAAUGUGUUACCUGACUUAAACUGUAUUGCAUUGCAUGUUUCAAUUUUAUUUUUAAUUACCGGUAGCCUAUAGUUACAAUACCUUUGGAAAUUGGCAUCUAGUCAAAUAUUAUCGUACACCGUACCUUUGUGCGUCAUUGUACUAGUGUGGCUGUAAUUGUAAUUUGAACUAACCAGCAAACUGUCAUGAAAUGUGCUGAACUAAUUAUUUUAGGAAUUUUUCUCAUAUCAGAUAAACACUCAGAAGAUUCA
Molecule: messenger RNA, 3737 nt
Organism: Frankliniella occidentalis (western flower thrips)
Lineage: Eukaryota; Metazoa; Arthropoda; Insecta; Thysanoptera; Thripidae
Gene: Usp16-45
Product: ubiquitin carboxyl-terminal hydrolase 16
Exons: 14
Coding region: 44-3061 (1005 amino acids)
Biological process (GO): protein deubiquitination
Molecular function (GO): cysteine-type deubiquitinase activity; zinc ion binding
Source: RefSeq, a predicted model, not a curated record